AUGCGUCUUGACUUCCUGGCGCUGGUCGUUCUGGCCAGCGCAUCGACCCUCACCCCCAAUGUUCUACCGUUGAUCGUCCGAAACCCAUACCUGAGCACCUGGUUAUACAACGCCCGCGAUGCGCCGUGGGAGAAUUGGCCGGUGUUCUAUACUGGAGCCCAUGUCGGUUUCUCCGUCAUGGUCUCCGUCCCAGAGACCGGCAAAGUCUAUCCUCUCCUCGGGCGGCCCCAUGACUCCCUCCGGCACGACCAUGAACAUUACCAAGUGGGGUACCCCGAAUAUCUCGGUGCGGCUUUCGAUGCGUCAACGACGAACUUGACGUAUCAAGUGUCUGGGACAUCGUCCGAUAAGAAUGCUCGGCUAACGCUGUCAUUCUUAUCUCCAAUCACCCCGUCAUCCACGUUCCGACAAUCGAUCCCAGCGGCCUACCUAACUGUGAUCGUCGAGGGAUGUCUUGAUGUUAACAUCUACACCGACACCAACGGCGAAUGGGUUACGGGAAAUCGAGGCAACGAGGUACAAUGGGAACUGCACAAGCACCGCCGCUCCGGGAACGAGAGUAGUGGCAGUAAUGCAAAUGCGGUGCUCAAGACUUGGAAGGUCUCGAGGCUUCAUGAACAGCUCUUUACUGAGUUUGCAGACCGCUCCGAAUGGGGAACAUUACAUUUCACUGGACCCGCUGAUGUUUACCAUCAAAGCGGGACAUCCGCGCUCCUGCGCCAGCACUUUGCAGAGAAAGGCGUGUUGAAGAACGAAGUCGACCAGAAGUUCCGCUCGGUUAUGGACCAGGAACCCGUGUUUGCCUUCGCCAAGUCGUUCAAGUUAGGUGACAAGAAAGGGAAAUGUCACAGGAAAACGGAGAGCGUCACCUUCACCUUCGCCCUCAUCCAAGAUCCGGUGGUCCAGUUCGCAAGAGCAAAGGGGUUAACACACAUGAAGCCACUCUGGGAAUCACAUAUCUCCAACCCCAACGAGCUGAUCAAGUACCACUACAAUGACUUUGAAACCGCUGUAACACUUGCCAAGAACUACUCGGACUCGCUUGCCGUCGAUGCGUACCGCUCCGGCUCGCAAGACUACCAGGACAUCGCCGCGCUCUCGGCCCGCCAGGUUCUGGGUGCUACCCAGUUCUCCGGAACGCCAGACAACCCUAUCUUGUUUCUAAAAGAGAUUUCAUCCAACGGCAAUUUUCAGACCGUAGAUGUCAUCUUCCCGGCCUUUCCCUUCUUCCUGUACACCAAUCCGCAGUGGCUGGCGUACCUGCUGGAACCACUACUUGAGCAUCAGCUGAGCGGCCAAUAUCCGAACGACUACAGCAUGCACGAUCUCGGAUACCAUUUCCCCAAUGCGACAGGUCAUUCGGACGGGAGGGACGAGUAUAUGCCCGUCGAGGAGUGUGGGAACAUGCUCAUCAUGGGCCUCGCGCUCGCCAAUGCGCUUCGCUACGAUACGGAGCCCGCCUUCGCGAAAGCAAUGGUGAGCAGCGAGGCAGGAGAAUUGACGUCCUUUGCCAAAUGGCAAGGUCAUGUCGACAAGCACGGUUUUGAUGUGUCACGAACUCAGGAGUCUGAAGCAACCACUACCAAGGCCACAGGGCGCAAGACCGCUGAAAAGUGGCUCUCUCGCUCGUACAAACUCUGGUCUAAGUGGACAGGUUACCUCGUCCGUGAGUCACUCAUCCCGCACAAUCAGCUCUGCACCGACGACUUCGCCGGCUGGCUAGCCAACCAGACGAAUCUCGCGCUCAAGGGCAUUGUUGGGAUCAGGGCCAUGAGCGACAUCGCGGACCUAGUCGGCCAGGACGAAGAUGCGAAGCGCUACAAGGACAUCGCCGAUAACUACAUCGACAAGUGGCAGGAGUAUGGCAUAUCACGCGACGGGACGCACGCCAAGUUGGCAUACACGUGGUACGGCUCAUGGACCACCAUCUACAACUUGUACGCCGACUCGCUCCUAUGCUUCCACGUUGAGGAUGAGAACAAAGCCGGGAACGGUCGCAUCGGAAGAGUCGGCCAGAAGCCGAUCGGAGGCGACAUUGGGAAGGAGACGGCAUUUAUCCCCGACAAGGUUUACCAGAUGCAGAGCGACUGGUAUCAUGCCGUGUUGCAAAAGUUCGGCCUACCCCUUGACUCAAGGCACUUGUACACCAAGAGCGACUGGCAGUUCUUUGCGGCGGCGGUAACGGGAAGGGAAACCCGGACGGAGAUCCUGACGGCCGUGGCACGGUGGGUGAAUGAGACUGUCGUUGAUCGACCGUUCACCGACUUGUACGAAACUGAGGGCGAUGGGAACUUCCCUAACAACAUUCGUUUCAUGGCUCGGCCGGUCGUAGGCGGCCACUUUGCCUCUUUAGCACUGGAGCGAGCUUGUGGUGGAAAGGCUGUCGAGGCGCUGCGGUUCUUGGACGAGAAACCUCCAGCUGCGCUCAAUGUCGAUAAGGUGCUUCAAGGGGAGCGGAAUGUUGGGAUGGGCGGUGAUGACGAGUGGGAGGAUCUCUAG
Dichotomopilus funicola is the source of this 2499-nucleotide messenger RNA. RefSeq lists its product as uncharacterized. Lineage: Eukaryota; Fungi; Ascomycota; Sordariomycetes; Sordariales; Chaetomiaceae. The coding region runs from base 1 to 2499 and encodes 832 amino acids. The transcript is spliced from 3 exons. The record is from RefSeq and is a predicted model, not a curated record.